UGGGUUGGCAGACGAUAUUGCUUUAGUCUCAGAAGCAUGUGCCGGAUAACGACAACUGCGGCGUGCCAGAUGGACCUCCGGAGGUACCCUCUAGACGAGCAGAACUGCACACUGGAAAUAGAAAGCUACGGUUACACCACGGAUGACCUUGAGUUUCAUUGGAAGGACGGCAAAGAUGCCGUCAUUGGUUGGGACCAGAUUGAACUGCCUCAGUUCGACAUCGUCGACUACAACACAGUGACUAGAGUCAUCCAGUUUUCCACAGGAGCCUAUCCACGUCUUUCACUCAGUUUCCGUCUGAAGAGGAACAUCGGGUACUUCAUGCUGCAGACCUACAUGCCGUCUGUGCUCAUCGUCAUCCUGUCUUGGGUGUCCUUCUGGAUCAACCCCGAGGCCACGGCUGCACGGGUGGCGCUAGGUAUCACUACUGUACUGACUGUGACGACCAUCAACACAAGUGUCCGCGCGUCCCUUCCCAAAAUCUCCUACGUGAAGGCAAUCGACCUGUACCUAAUGGGGUGUUUUGUCUUUGUCUUUGCGGCACUGAUUGAGUACGCUGUGGUUAAUUAUAAAUACUUCGGCUCCAAACCCAAGAGGGGGGAAAUCCAAUUGGGCUCGACUUCCUCGCCGAGUCCACCGGCCCAGCGGUGCAGGAGACAGCGUCGGGACACCAGUAAUCACUCCAUGGGCAGUGUCGGGGACAACUCUUACCAGCAGAAUACAUCAGUGGUCGAGAUCAAAAUGGCGACUCUGUCCUCGAGAGCAGACAUACAGGACGACCGGAACCACAAGCAGGACGCCCCGGCGCUGACAUCAGUACACUCCGACGAGACAAGGACCCCAGUCACACCGCACGGACUGUACAUGGACUCGCCUGAACCCAUACGGCACUACGAACGUACUACGUCAACCACGUCCAGUCCGGAUUUCAACAACGUCGGCAUGCGCAGACGCAAAAAUCCCGCCGAUCCUAAAAUUUCCAUCCCGAGGCUGAAGCUGCCGAAGAUCCGUGACGUCAACACGAUAGACAGAUACUGUAGGGUCCUGUUCCCCAUUGCCUUCGUCAUACUCAACACGGUGUACUGGGUUUCGUACUUUCUAGGGACGUAGACUACAUCAUGUAUGUCUACUGCCAGGCUAUCAGUGGUGCCUUUCUGGCAGCCCCGUAAACAAAAACAACAACAACAACAAAACAUAUCAGUUUGAAC
Messenger RNA from Branchiostoma belcheri (Belcher's lancelet), 1208 nucleotides. RefSeq names its product gamma-aminobutyric acid receptor subunit beta-1-like. Lineage: Eukaryota; Metazoa; Chordata; Leptocardii; Amphioxiformes; Branchiostomatidae. The record is from RefSeq and is a predicted model, not a curated record. Gene Ontology annotation, cellular component: GABA-A receptor complex; neuron projection; membrane. Gene Ontology annotation, molecular function: neurotransmitter receptor activity; extracellular ligand-gated monoatomic ion channel activity; GABA-A receptor activity. The coding region runs from base 37 to 1110 and encodes 357 amino acids. Gene Ontology annotation, biological process: chemical synaptic transmission; regulation of membrane potential; nervous system process. The transcript is spliced from 6 exons.